This is a messenger RNA of Penicillium manginii, 807 nucleotides long. Its product is annotated as 2-deoxyribose-5-phosphate aldolase. Gene Ontology annotation, cellular component: cytoplasm. Gene Ontology annotation, molecular function: deoxyribose-phosphate aldolase activity. Lineage: Eukaryota; Fungi; Ascomycota; Eurotiomycetes; Eurotiales; Aspergillaceae. Gene Ontology annotation, biological process: carbohydrate catabolic process; deoxyribonucleotide catabolic process. The record is from RefSeq and is a predicted model, not a curated record. The coding region runs from base 1 to 807 and encodes 268 amino acids. The transcript has a single exon.
AUGUCGUCCGUACCCUCCACCGACGCCGAGUGGGCGGCAUUAAUCUCCAACGUGCGCGAGAAGGUCCCCGAGAGAUGUUUAUCCCAACCAAUUAUUCCAUUACAAGUCCCUCGCAUGAUCGAUCACACCCUUCUCAAAAAGCCCAUUCAACCGGAAGAUAUCGAUACUCUAUGCCAGGAAGCCAUCGACCAUGACUUUGCCACCGUCUGCAUAUGGCCCGAAUACGUCAACCGCGCCGCAACCUAUCUCCGCAACGCCCCUAAAACUGGUAUCGCUUGCGUUGUGGGCUUCCCAGAAGGUACUCACGACACCGCCGACAAGGUACAAGAAGCCCAGGAGGCUAUUUUACAGGGAGCGACCGAGCUGGAUAUGGUUAUCAACUGGCCAAAGCUAAAAAACGGCGAUUAUACCUCUGUCUUUGACGACAUUUCGGCAAUACGCAAGGCCGCGCCUCCCCCGACCAUUAUCAAGUGUAUUUUGGAAGCCUCUCAGCUUACGAAGGAUGAGUUGAUCGCUGGAACCGUCAUAUGUUGCAUAGCCGAUGUGGAGUUUGUGAAGACCAGCACAGGUUUCAAAGGGGCGGGCGCCGAUGUGAAUCAAGUCAAUGUCAUGCAGCUCACCGCGGAGGCCUGUGGGAAUAAUGAUAUCAGAAUUAAGGCCAGUGGAGGGAUUCGCACGGCGGCGGACUGUAUGCGCAUGAUCAAAUCCGGUGCUACGCGUAUUGGUACCAGUGCGGGUGUUCAAAUCGCGAAGAAAUUGGAUGAGGGUGAAAUUCUCGAACAAGGAGCAAGCCAUACCGUCGCCUAA